Messenger RNA from Schizosaccharomyces octosporus yFS286, 174 nucleotides. RefSeq lists its product as uncharacterized. Bases 1 to 174 code for a protein of 57 amino acids. The record is from RefSeq and is a predicted model, not a curated record. The transcript has 2 exons. Lineage: Eukaryota; Fungi; Ascomycota; Schizosaccharomycetes; Schizosaccharomycetales; Schizosaccharomycetaceae.
AUGAAAAACAAAUAUACCCCCGUUUCAGAUUUUGAUGAGUCUUCCAAAACGCUCAAUGAUGAAAAGGCAGAUAGUCAGUCGUUUCCUUCCGACGGUACGCCUACUCCCUAUUCAGCUUCAAGCAAAUUGAUCGAUUUAGAAAUGGCUUCUGAAAGAGAAGAAAGUUCUGAAUAG